GCAUCGGCUAUCUCUGUCCGCAGUAGUUUUUCAUGUCACUUGCGUCGCUUCGCAGUUCGGAAUUUCAAGUGAUUAUACAAACAUCUACAAAAGAAAUUUCUCUGCUUAAAUAGAAAAAGAAACAACAAACAAAUAUAUGACGGUUAGCAGCCACUGUCGACUUUGAUAGAAAAUAAAAAUAUAUAUUUUUCUGCGGAAUCCAAGUGUGUAAAUUAUUGGCAGAAUUCGGUAGGCGUCUCCGUGGACAGAAGCAGAAAAAUAAACGUGCAAGAGCAAUUUAGCGGUAACUACAAUUGAAAACAAAUAUUCCGUGAAAAUGGAAAAAUUGGAUGCUAACUUGGAGACUCAAUUCGAUCUUAAUCUUAUUGAGGCAGUAAAGCAAAAUCCUGUUAUAUACGACCGGUCACAUUACAAUUACAAACACUUUGUAAGGAAGGCCCAAACUUGGAAGCAGAUUGCAGAACUUCUUGGAGUACCUGAACAAAAAUGUACGAAACGUUGGAAAAGUUUGCGUGAUAAAUUUGCACGUGAGAUGAAAUUGUGUCAGGAAUCUCGCUGGCGUUACUUCAAACAAAUGCAAUUUCUUGUAGAUUCCAUAAGACAAUAUCGAGAAUCUCUCUUAGGCAAAUGUAAUAAUGUACAACAGACCAACAAUCAGGUUGCUCAAGUUGAUCCAAAUCAACAGCAACAGCAGCAAACACAGCAACAAGCUGUAGUGGAUGUAUUUGCACAACCGUUUAAUGGCACCGCCACAACAUCAACACAGGCUCUAGCACAUCCGCAUGGUUCACGUUUAGAAAUUACAGUUACUGGCGACACUCAGUUAACCGCCGCCUCCAAGGACUCAAAACCGUAUUUUUAUGAACCAGCACUAAAACGAGAACGUACCGAAGAGGACAAUCACGACAAUAUGCUAAAUACUAUUAAAAUAUUUCAAAAUUCAAUGACUCAAGCAGUUAGCGCUGAGGAUCAGUCUUUUGGUAUGGUAGUGACCGAUAUGCUGAACACUUUAGGGGUACGACAGAAGGCCGAGGCAAAAGUACACAUUAUCAAAUAUCUUACAGAUAUGCAGCUCUUGGCGCAACAUAAUAAAUACUAAUCAAGGCAUAUCUUGACAUUAAAAAUUCCUGAAGUUUGGUGUGUAGUGCAGCGUUUUUAAACUACUAUUAAAUCGUGUAAACUACAUUCCCACGAAUUGCUGCCUGCGAUACAAGUUUUAA
Messenger RNA from Bactrocera latifrons, 1220 nucleotides. RefSeq names its product transcription factor Adf-1-like. The record is from RefSeq and is a predicted model, not a curated record. NCBI's taxonomy places the organism in Eukaryota, Metazoa, Arthropoda, Insecta, Diptera, Tephritidae. The transcript has 4 exons. Gene Ontology annotation, biological process: regulation of transcription by RNA polymerase II. Bases 317 to 1099 code for a protein of 260 amino acids. Gene Ontology annotation, molecular function: DNA binding. Gene Ontology annotation, cellular component: transcription regulator complex; nucleus.